AUGAUUCACUUACAAACACCAAAGAAGUCCACAUUAUUCCCACAACAAUCGAACCAACCUUAUUCAGCCACUAGAGAUACUUCAUCAAUAGAUGGCCACUCAGUGUCAUUUUCUAACAAUAGUGGUGUAACAACUUCAAGCGCCAAGUUCAGUUUACCACCAUUAUCUUCAAUACUAUCAUCGGCAAAAUCAAACCACUACAAGGAUCAUCCAUUGACUAAUAUUACCAACACGGCCAAUUCAAAUACAAGUGCCGUAUUUGCACAAACACCAUGCAAGAAAUUACCUUCAAUUGACUCAUUCACAAGUACUCCUUUAACUACAGCUACUACUCCUUAUGUUUAUCAACCACCUUCAGUGCCACAACAACAUCCACAUCUUCAACACCGUUCUUCUUUCCAAUACCACUAUCCAAAUGCUUCAAGAUCUGCUUCUAGUUCACUUCCACGUCCAUCACCACCACCACCACCACAACCACAACCAACAGUACAACAUUUUAACUCGUACAUAACUUACCAACCAGUUACAUCAACAACAACGACAACAGCCACAAAUACUGCAACCCACUCAAAUGUCUCAUCUUCAUCUCCUACUCCUCCACCAUCUGCUUCAACAUCACUGUUGAUGUCAUCAAGAAAGAGAUCCAGCUCAAUUGCUGAUGAAGAUACCUCGAUAAUGGACACGAGUAUUUUGGAACUCCGCAAAUCUAAAUCAAAACCAAGAGUCAAAUCGAUCUCAACAUCGCCCACCAGUACAUCCCCCGCAUUAUCUGCAUCUACCUCAACAACGGCACCAUCAUCAGCAAAUAGCUCAGACAAGUUAUAUGCAUUUAUUUCUCACUCACCUGCCACUUUCCCUUCUCAAGAACCUGAUAUCGACAACGCACCAUUGGCAAGAAGAAAAAGAAGAAGAACAUCACCUCACGAGUUAAACAUACUUAAUAGAGAAUUUGAACUUGGUUCAACUCCCAACAAAUCAAGACGUAUUGAGAUUGCUAAAGUGGUGCAAAUGACAGAGAAGGCAGUACAGAUUUGGUUUCAAAAUAAACGUCAAGCAUUACGUAAACAAAGUAAUGUUGAAAAGGAAAUUUGUGAGUUGCCACCAACCGACGUUCCUAUUGAACAACAACUUGAACAACAACAGCAACAUCAACCGACGACCCCAUCCGAGGCAGUAGUCUUCCCAAUUGUAUCGUCAACACCUACAAAGCCCACCAAAUCUAACUUGUCCAUUAUGAUUCAAUAA
Lodderomyces margitis is the source of this 1245-nucleotide messenger RNA. RefSeq names its product Yox1p (gene YOX1). Gene Ontology annotation, molecular function: RNA polymerase II cis-regulatory region sequence-specific DNA binding; DNA-binding transcription factor activity, RNA polymerase II-specific. The record is from RefSeq and is a predicted model, not a curated record. The coding region runs from base 1 to 1245 and encodes 414 amino acids. NCBI's taxonomy places the organism in Eukaryota, Fungi, Ascomycota, Pichiomycetes, Serinales, Debaryomycetaceae. The transcript has a single exon. Gene Ontology annotation, biological process: cell differentiation; regulation of transcription by RNA polymerase II.